AUGUUAGCGGUGGGGCAGAUGGAUGCUAAUCGCCAGAGCGCGUUCGUCCUCAGCAGCACGCCGCUGGCCGCGCUGCACAACAUGGCCGAGAUGAAGACCUCCCUCUUCCCCUACACCCUGCAGAACCCCUCCGGCUUCAAGGCGCCGGCCCUGGGCGGACUCAACACGCAGCUCCCCUUGGGGACGCCGCACGGAAUAAGCGACAUCCUGGGGCGGCCCGUGGGUGCCGCCAGCAAUCUCCUGGGCGGGCUGCCCCGCAUCAACGGACUGGCGGCCUCGGCGGGGAUGUACUUCAACCCCGCCGCCGUCUCCCGCUACCCGAAGCCGCUAGCGGAGCUGCCGGGGCGGCCGCCCAUUUUCUGGCCGGGAGUGGUGCAGGGCUCUCCCUGGAGAGACCCCCGGCUCGCCUGUCCCGCUCAGACGGGGAUGGUUUUGGACAAGGACGGCAAGAAGAAACACUCGCGACCGACUUUCUCUGGGCAGCAGAUUUUUGCUUUGGAGAAAACCUUCGAACAGACGAAAUACUUGGCAGGACCGGAGAGAGCCCGCCUCGCCUACUCCCUAGGGAUGACCGAGAGCCAAGUGAAGGUCUGGUUCCAGAACAGACGGACCAAGUGGCGGAAGCGGCACGCGGCGGAGAUGGCCUCGGCGAAGAAGAAGCACGACUCGGAGACGGAGAAGCUGAAGGAGAGCUCGGACAAUGAGGACGACGACGAGUACAACAAGCCCCUGGACCCCAACUCAGACGACGAAAAGAUCACCAGGCUUUUGAAAAAGCACAAAUCCACGAACCUCUCCCUCGUCAGCCCCUGCAGCACCAGCUCGGACACCUUGUGA
This is a messenger RNA of Gavia stellata (red-throated loon), 837 nucleotides long. It is a transcript of the gene NKX6-2, whose product is annotated as NK6 homeobox 2. The record is from RefSeq and is a predicted model, not a curated record. The transcript has 3 exons. Gene Ontology annotation, cellular component: nucleus. The coding region runs from base 1 to 837 and encodes 278 amino acids. NCBI's taxonomy places the organism in Eukaryota, Metazoa, Chordata, Aves, Gaviiformes, Gaviidae. Gene Ontology annotation, biological process: cell differentiation; regulation of transcription by RNA polymerase II. Gene Ontology annotation, molecular function: RNA polymerase II cis-regulatory region sequence-specific DNA binding; DNA-binding transcription factor activity, RNA polymerase II-specific.